This is a messenger RNA of Oncorhynchus keta (chum salmon), 938 nucleotides long. RefSeq names its product histone-arginine methyltransferase METTL23. The record is from RefSeq and is a predicted model, not a curated record. Gene Ontology annotation, cellular component: cytoplasm; nucleus. The transcript is spliced from 5 exons. Bases 137 to 826 code for a protein of 229 amino acids. Lineage: Eukaryota; Metazoa; Chordata; Actinopteri; Salmoniformes; Salmonidae.
UCUACGUUUUCCCGUCCUCCAGCAGACAGUCGCAAGCGUGUCUGUUUUUUAGAAGAGAAGGGUUUUAUGACAGUAAACGUAACGUUUUACCAUUGAAUUGAUUUACUAACUCUCACUUUCACAAUUGGGAUGGUAAAUGGAAAACAGAGCAACUGAGAUGUCCAACAUAGUGCAGAAAUCGUUCACAUUCGAAGAAUACGAAGACCCGAAGCAAUCACUGAAUGUUUCCAUCCCUGAGGUCCUUGACCCACAAUAUGGGAUGCAUGUAUGGCCCUGCGCAGUGGUAUUAGCACAAUAUGUGUGGACACACAGGGAAGAGCUGAUGCACAAAACAGUGCUAGAGCUUGGGGCUGGCGUGAGUUUACCUGGUGUGGUGGCAGCAAAGUGUGGGGCACAAGUGAUGUUGUCAGACAGUGCAGAACUUCCACUGUGUCUGGAGAACUGUAGGCGCACCUGUGAAGUGAAUGAACUGCCCAAUGUGCUUGUGGUGGGUAUUACCUGGGGAGAAGUCUCCCCAGACCUUCUGCUCCUCCCUCCAUUAGACAUCAUCUUGGGAUCAGAUGUUUUCUAUGAGCCUCAAGAUUUUGAAAAUGUCCUGGUGACCAUCUCCUUCCUCUUGAGAAAAAACCCUGAGGCCCAAUUUUGGACAACUUACCAAGAGAGAAGCGCCGACUGGUCCAUAGAGGCAUUGCUGCACAAAUGGAACUUGAAGAGUCUCAACAUUCCACUGGAGAAAUUCCAUGCCAACAAAGAUCAACUAGCUGGGUCAACACUUCCUGGAAUCCAUACUGUACAAAUGAUUAUAAUCAAGGACAAGGAAAGCUGAAUGAAAGACAAUUGUCAAUUUAUCCUUCAGUUACUACCAGCAAGGCACAUUCAAAGUCAAAUAGUCAUGACGCAAUACAAGAUCAAUGGUUCAAAACUCAAUGAAUUAUAAA